Molecule: messenger RNA, 1746 nt
Organism: Sparassis crispa
Lineage: Eukaryota; Fungi; Basidiomycota; Agaricomycetes; Polyporales; Sparassidaceae
Product: Cytochrome P450 52A3-A
Exons: 16
Coding region: 1-1746 (581 amino acids)
Molecular function (GO): heme binding; oxidoreductase activity, acting on paired donors, with incorporation or reduction of molecular oxygen; monooxygenase activity
Source: RefSeq, a predicted model, not a curated record
AUGUCUUUUCCACCUGGUCUCGCAUACCUUUUCCGUAACUUGCCCAACCUUUUGCUCCCGCCCGCCGUCGUGCUUGUCGCGAACCUCGCAGUUCGUGAAAUGUAUGGGCUAAUAGUACCCAUCUGGUUAUUCACUUUGGCAUGCAUCUUCUCGUUCCCGCUUGCUCUGUUCGUCGUUGUGCAGUGGACCGACUACGUGGACAGGCGUGAUGCCGCUGCGCAUGGCGCAGUGCUCCCUCCCAUUGUGAAGGCCAAGCUUAUAGCAGGUCUUGAUAUAUUGUUGGAACAGAAGCGUACCUUCCAGCGCAAGUUGAUCGCGGAUAUGUUGUUUGACUUUAGUGAGACCUAUGGCAACAUCUUCAUACGUCGCGUGUUCUACGAGAACAAGGUUUUCACUUCCGAGCCCGAACAUAUCAAGAUUGUUCUAGCUACUCACUUUCCGGGAUUUGAGAAAGGUCAGAGCUUUCGUGGGCAGAUGCAGAGUCUGUUGGGAACGGGCGUAUUCAAUUCGGAUGGCGAGAUGUGGAAGUUCCAUCGCGCUAUGACUCGGCCUUUCUUUAGCAGGGAUCGCAUCAGGCACUUUGAGAUCUUUGACAGACAUGUCGACGAUGCAUUCAAGCAAAUGCGGGCACGUCUCAGCGAAGGAUAUGCUGUCGACUGGCAGGAUCUCGUAUCCCGGUUUACGAUGGACUCCGCGACGGAGUUUCUCUUCGGGCAAGACGUGCGCUCGCUCUCUGCGGGCCUGCCGUACCCGCCUACCUCCCCCCUCUCCCAGCAGCGGGCGCACCCCUCGGACCGGUUCAGCCGCUCGUUCUUCGGCGCGCAACUGCAGAGCGCGCUCCGUUCACGUUUCCUCGGAAUCUGGCCCCUGUUUGAGUUCUGGGAGGACCAGGUGAAGAAGCACGUGGUCGCCAUAGACGAUUUCAUCAAGCCUGUCCUUGAGAAUGCACUCCGCGAGAAGGACCAGAAGAAGGACCAGGGUGUAGACGAUACGACGCUCCUGGAGCAUCUGGUGAAUCUCACGGAUGACUCCCAAAUCAUCCAGGAUGAGAUCCUCAAUAUCCUGCUGGCUGGACGUGACACUACCGCGGCAACGCUGACGUUCGCCGUGUACAAGCUAGCCCAGCAUCCACACAUCCUCCGGCGGUUGCGCCAAGAGGUCCUUGCCGAGGUUGGCACAUCAAGGCGCCCGACUCACGACGACAUCCGUGAGAUGAAGUUCUUGCGUGCUUUCAUCAACGAAACAUUACGUCUAUACCCACCCGUGCCGUUUAACUUCCGAUCAACCAUCAAAGGCACUGUGCUGCCAUCGAUGAUUCCUGGCGAGAAACCGUACUUCCUACCGGCUAAUACAAGAUUCCAGUACUCGGUAUUCGUGAUGCACCGGCGGAAGGAUCUAUGGGGCCCAGACGCAUUGGAGUUUGACCCUGACCGCUUCCUCGACCAGCGGCUGCACAAGUAUCUCACGCCGAACCCCUACAUAUUCCUCCCCUUUAAUGCCGGUCCCCGCAUCUGCCUUGGUCAGCAGUUUGCUUAUAACGAGGUAUCCUUCAUGCUCGUGCGCCUGCUGCAACAGUUCGUGGGUGUCAAGCUCGCGCUGGAGGCCAGUCCAGGUUCGCUCCCGCCUCCUGGCUUCGUGGAUUCUCGGGGCUCGAAUGGGGAAGACGAGGUGUUGUUCACGACGCAUCUGACCAUGUACGUUAAAGACGGGCUGUGGUUGAGAAUGGACGAUGCAACCGCCUGUUGA